Molecule: messenger RNA, 1171 nt
Organism: Paramuricea clavata
Lineage: Eukaryota; Metazoa; Cnidaria; Anthozoa; Malacalcyonacea; Plexauridae
Source: the annotation of a GenBank genome assembly
AUGGAGCUUUUGAAGAAGGCUAAUAAUUUAAAGACUGAAAUUGGAAGCAUGCUAGCAGAAAAAAGGAACGGGGUGAAGAUUGACGUUAUAGAGUUUAAAUUAAGGAUGAGAAAAUAUCUGAAAGAUCUGUUCUUGAAGAUGAGACUCCCCGCUAAGUACCUCCUAGUGUUCAUGAUUGCUGACAAGUUGAGGAACAGAAAACCUUACGCCGUGCCAGUUCAGUUUUUGCCUUACAAGUCAAUAACUGACUCAAAAUUGAUUGAGUUAGAAACGACCUUGCAGCGUAUUAUGGAAAAAAAUGGAAUGACAGUCGUUGGUAUGUUGUCUGAACAUCUUACUGUACUUUCAAGGCACCUAUUAAUUAUGCCUGCUUUUGAUCUUUUCACUUUUUCAGUGGUAUAGGAAGCUUAUGCACAAGUUCCACUCGUGUGUAUAUAUAUAUAUAUAUAUAUAUGCCAAAGAGUGUUCGAUAUCAUAUAGAUAAGCAGAAAUAGCCGUUUUACCUCGAAAGGUUGCAAUCGAAACCAUACUAUUACCUAUACAAAUAAUAUAUUUUAUAUAUACAUUUACAGGCUUCACAACUGAUGGUGAAUUUAAUUCUCUGCGCGCAUCAGGAAAGAAUCGUCCAGUUUCUAUUAUUGGCCUUAUUCAGGAUGCCAGAAACAACGCUCGAAGUAUGAGAGAGGCAACAAUGACUAAAUAUUUCACACUGGAUAGCAAAGGUAACAAAUUGUAGCGAUAAACAAAUAUACCAAAAUACACAUUGCAUGGAGAUUUGCUGUGGAUUGCAGUUAAGCGUUUAAUCUUAUCUUACAUAAAUAUUAGCAACGGUUGAUCUCGUGCGUUGUUAAGUUAAAUUUACAACUUACAUCACAUCUGACAAUGUGGUGGGAAAGAUGCGAUUUUCACGGUGAACGCGGUGCUGAGUAGACAUAGGGUUACACGAUACUUGUUAAAAUAUUUAUACUCUGACUCUGUUUUAACUUUUCCAACAGGAGAUCCAUUAGAAAGUCACCCUGGUGUACCUGUGGAAGACGUGCGUUGGCUUCGUGAUUUUAUAGAUGAUGGGGAGGAAAAGGUUGAUUUCACUAAAGCUAUUCACAUUUUACGGCGAAAGCUUUUCCCGUUCAUGCACAAUCCAAAUCCAUGGGCUCUUCCGAUCUACGACUAA